UGUAUGACUAGUGUGUGGACACACUGGAGAAAUUUUCAUGCUAGUUAGCUGUGAAAAGUAUUUUGCGGAAAUAGAUUUGAAAAAUUCAAUAUUUCGAAGCUAUUUCGGCGCUACUAUCCAUCGUUUGUGGCUUACUCAGGAGCAGCGAAACAAUAUAAAACAGAAAAAUGGCCGAUGUCAUGAAUAUCGACAGCAUAAUAUCACGUCUUCUCGAGGUGCGUGGGGCACGGCCAGGCAAAAACGUUCAGCUCUCUGAGGGCGAAAUUCGUGGGCUCUGCCUCAAGUCGCGCGAGAUAUUCCUCUCGCAGCCCAUUCUGUUGGAGUUGGAAGCCCCGUUGAAGAUUUGCGGCGACAUUCACGGUCAAUACUACGACUUGCUGCGACUUUUUGAGUACGGUGGCUUUCCACCGGAGUCAAAUUACUUGUUUUUGGGCGACUACGUUGACCGUGGCAAACAAUCGCUGGAAACCAUCUGUCUGCUCCUGGCCUACAAGAUCAAAUAUUCGGAGAACUUCUUCUUGCUGCGCGGCAACCAUGAGUGCGCCAGCAUAAACCGCAUCUAUGGAUUCUACGAUGAGUGCAAGCGCCGCUACAGCAUCAAGCUUUGGAAGACGUUUACGGACUGCUUCAAUUGUCUUCCCGUGGCGGCCAUUGUUGACGAGAAGAUAUUCUGUUGCCAUGGCGGUCUGAGUCCGGAUUUGACUUCGAUGGAGCAAAUCCGACGCAUUAUGCGCCCCACUGAUGUCCCGGAUCAAGGUCUGUUGUGCGAUCUGCUGUGGUCCGAUCCGGACAAGGACACCAUGGGCUGGGGAGAGAACGACCGCGGCGUGAGCUUCACAUUCGGAGCCGAAGUGGUGGCUAAAUUCUUGCAGAAGCACGAGUUCGAUCUCAUCUGCCGUGCCCAUCAGGUGGUCGAGGAUGGCUACGAGUUCUUUGCGAAGAGGCAGCUGGUCACCCUGUUCUCGGCACCCAACUACUGCGGUGAAUUCGACAAUGCUGGCGCCAUGAUGUCCGUGGACGACACACUGAUGUGCUCGUUCCAGAUCUUGAAGCCGGCAGACAAACGUAAAAAGUAAUAUCUUUUAAACCCAACAAGUCCUUUUCUAUAUAAAAAAAAAAACAUAAGAAACAACCCAAGAGAAAAUAAAAAUGCAAAAAAUCACAUCGGAUCGUGGAUUGAACGUAUGCCAAGUCGAAUUCUACAAACAACAACUACAUACCAACACAGCAACAGAAGGAAGAGUGCCUCCUAGCAUCGAACACACACACACAAUCCAGUCCAGUCCAGUCCAAUCCGACGACCCAAUGAUCUGGACAGACAUCAAAUGGAGUUUUAAUCAAUUGAGAUUUGAUUCAAAUUACAGAACCAAACAAAAACAUUUGACAAACACACCAUAAUUGAAAACAAACAUAUUUAUUUUUAAAAUCCAAUCCCAUAUACAUAUAUAUAUAUCGGGAGCGGACAUUUCACACACAAACACACACACACAUUUACACCCACACCUGCAGAAACAUAUGUUUUUUUCGUCUUGACACUAGGUAAACAGGUCCGAAGUGCAGGAGGAGGAGGAGAAGAGCACCCGGCAGAAAUACGAACAUAUUUCACAUAGACAUACGGACAAAGCGGCUGGAAUUCAGUGCGUCAAAAAAAACAUAUACAUAGAAGAGAGGGGCCCUGUAAAGCUCUUUGGCCUUAAAACAUUAAACAAAUGAAGAAAAAGAA
This is a messenger RNA of Drosophila pseudoobscura, 1723 nucleotides long. RefSeq names its product Protein phosphatase 1 at 87B (gene Pp1-87B). The transcript has 2 exons. NCBI's taxonomy places the organism in Eukaryota, Metazoa, Arthropoda, Insecta, Diptera, Drosophilidae. Gene Ontology annotation, molecular function: protein serine/threonine phosphatase activity. Gene Ontology annotation, cellular component: cytoplasm; nucleus. Bases 168 to 1076 code for a protein of 302 amino acids. The record is from RefSeq and is a predicted model, not a curated record.